Messenger RNA from Closterium sp. NIES-67, 1162 nucleotides. Lineage: Eukaryota; Viridiplantae; Streptophyta; Zygnematophyceae; Desmidiales; Closteriaceae. The record is from the annotation of a GenBank genome assembly.
CAUUAUGUACUAACCCAGCAAUGGCACUAACCCACCUCCGCGCUAUGUACACGCCCAUGCCAGGUCGACUACGGGCUCGCGCGGGUCAAGAAUCCGACCAUGGCCCUGUCCAACUCGCACCCAAAGAACAAGACCUGGGUGGACAGCAUUCAUGAGCUCAUGCGUGAGGUGGUGAUUGACUGGUUUGACCGGCACCCGAGGGUCUACAACGCAGAGAUGAAGGGCUUCAAGUGGGGGAGGCAUGGACUGUACAUCCAUCACAGUGGGUUCGAGGAGGAGUGGAAGGAGAAAAAAGGGAAAGGCGGUGGGAAAAAAGGAUGGCAAGGGGGCGACUGGGGUCAAGGUAGAAGAGGCGGAGGCCUAGGGAUGGGCAAGCAGUCGACUUGGGGGCGCAGUGACGAGGGGGGCUGUAGGGUAAUGCUUGCGGUGAUCAUUGGUGGCAAUGGCACUACUCAAGCCUAGCAGGUGGGGAAGCACGCCCCACAGUCAGGGCAACAGCAGCAGGACGCGAUCGGGAAGGAGGGCGGUGACCAUACCAGGUGCAAGAGGAGGCGAGGCAGGAUGUGGAGAUUCAGGGUCAUGGGGGGGGGGACGGGGGGGAAGAAUCGUGGUUUCAAAAGGCACAGGGCAGACAGCUACCAGAAGCAGAGUUAUUGUAGCAAAACGGCGACAGCAGCAGCGGCGAGCAGGUGACAUAGCAGGGCCAGACGGCGACAUGUGUGGCAGGGGUCAAGGACCGGCGCAUUGCAAGCAGUUGUGUUUGUAUGGGCGUAAGCUACAGCAGCAGAGGGUGUGAGGCAGAAGACAAAUCAGGGACACUCGGAGACACGCAUGGCCAGGAGCAUAUGGACUGCGCAUUCCUGGAUUAGUACUUGAUCUCGACACCCGGGCUGGGGUUUGGUGUCAGGUACCGCGGCAGGAGUAGGCAGGCUGGGGGUCAGCAGGAUGGGAUUGGGGCAGCAUGGAGGAGUGUGGCUGGCCGCCCCCUGUUUAGUUAGGAGACUAGCCCAGAUGGCUCCCUGACUAUGGCUGCCACGCAGUUGGCUCGGGAGUAGUAGUUUUGGGUCCCACGUGGGGGUGGUGGCAGUCGUGGCCAGGUGGAUGCCAAGGAUUUUGUGAUGUUUUAUGUAUUUUCUACCUAUAAUAACAAGCUUGCAUAACA